Molecule: messenger RNA, 134 nt
Organism: Racocetra fulgida
Lineage: Eukaryota; Fungi; Glomeromycota; Glomeromycetes; Diversisporales; Gigasporaceae
Source: the annotation of a GenBank genome assembly
AUGUCUUGGAUACCUGCAUUUACCGAUAAAAUAGAACACCCAAUUCCUAUUGCUAAUUUAUUAAAGUCGAAGCAAGCAGCUCCUUCACCUCCACCUAGACCUAUUACCAUUUCUAUCGUUGGUGCUGGACAAUG